Phytomonas sp. EM1 is the source of this 1349-nucleotide messenger RNA. The record is from the annotation of a GenBank genome assembly. NCBI's taxonomy places the organism in Eukaryota, Euglenozoa, Kinetoplastea, Trypanosomatida, Trypanosomatidae.
GAUCAUCAAGAGUUAAAGGAAAAUAUACUAUAUGCUGAAGCGAAGCUAUUGGAACAAGAGAGCCGCUUGUGCCUCUUAUAUGCCAUACAGACCGAUAUCAUCUAACCCUGUAGUUUUUUUUGACAUCACUGUUGAGGGUGAAUCUCUGGGCCGUAUCUUUGUAGAACUUUUUAGGGAUGUUGUGCCCAAAACGGUUGAGAACUUUCGUUCUCUAUGCACUGGAGAACGAGGACGGAGUGUUUGCCCAUUAUACUACAAGGGAAUACCGUUUCAUCGAAUCAUUCCUGGUUUUAUAGUACAAGGCGGAGAUAUUCUCACAAAGGAUGGCAGAAGUAAUGUGAGCGUUUUUGGUUAUCCAUUUCCAGACGAAAGUUUCUUGGGAAAAGCAGGCAAGCACCUUCCAGGAACUAUAGCUAUGGCACACAGUGGCCCCAACCAAAACGGGUCGCAGUUUUUUUUCAACCUCUCUUGCAAUGAACACUUGGAUGGUAAAUUCGUUGUUGUUGGCCAACUGAUAGACGGUUGGGAACUUGUGAAUGAGGUCGGCAAAAGCUGUGGUUCGCGCUGUGGAACACCAGUGAGCCGCGCGUGGAUUUCUGAAUGUGGGCAAAGCGGUGGAUAUCUUGCUGAAGAGACAAAACAAGCCCUAGAAGGCGAGCGUUUGCUCCAUGAUAUGCCUGGGAAAGAAGUUCUCGACCUUAUUCAGCCACGUUACUAGCUUUUCUUUGUAUCAUUUAAACUUUUGACUUCGCCAUAUUGCAUGAUGCACAAACACCAUAUUUUGUCAGUUACCAAAGUAUGUCUUCAUCUUACUUUGCGUAGACACUCUUUGCGCUUUGGUCUUGAACUUUUUUCCUUAGUGCAACAAAAAAUUUUAUUUCAAGUGCUAGAACUUAACACAGGUAACGCGUUUGGGAUGCAUUAGUAAAAAGCUGAUCGCCUUGUGAUAUUCUGUACUGGUAAAUUACACUAUUUUUACUGAAUGGAUUUUCCAUUUUGAAAAUGAUUCAAAAUAUUCGAUCCUUCCACAAGGCAUCCUGCACGCAAUGAGGAAAGAUUUGGCAUAGUUAUCGAUUUUUCAGUUCUAGACGGUCUGAGAGUGAGCUUCCAUUGGUAUUUGAACUCGGAGCACACAUUCAUGCUCUACUAUUAGAACUGAACAACGUCACAGGUCUGGAAACUUAUAGUUUUCCGUUUGAUCUUUCAUAGAAGAUAGUAGACAGAUGAUAGUAGCAAAAUAAAAGGUUUUAUGAAAAGUUUCAAGCAUUUAUUCACACUGCUACAAUGUGAAGGGGUUCGUAAUACCUUAUCCCUUACUUUCUAUGUUCAGAAGUAAUAAUUUGAUCUAU